Molecule: messenger RNA, 6266 nt
Organism: Hippoglossus stenolepis (Pacific halibut)
Lineage: Eukaryota; Metazoa; Chordata; Actinopteri; Pleuronectiformes; Pleuronectidae
Gene: usp12b
Product: ubiquitin specific peptidase 12b
Exons: 10
Coding region: 113-1294 (393 amino acids)
Biological process (GO): protein deubiquitination
Cellular component (GO): nucleus; cytosol
Molecular function (GO): cysteine-type endopeptidase activity; cysteine-type deubiquitinase activity
Source: RefSeq, a predicted model, not a curated record
CUGACAGCAGCCGGACACCGGGGCAGGAGACGCUCCCUCUCCCGGAACUGUGCAGCCGCAGCGGCUCUCUACAUUUCAUCGGCGGGGCUCGGUCCAGCAUGGCGGCUUGCGGAUGGAAAUACUGAUGACAGUCCGAAAGAUCGCCUCGAUUUGUACGAUGGGCGCCAAUGCCUCAGCCUUGGAAAAGGAGAUUGGACCGGAACAGUUUCCCGUUAAUGAACACUACUUCGGAUUGGUCAACUUUGGCAACACGUGCUACUGUAACUCGGUGCUGCAGGCUCUGUACUUCUGUCGGCCGUUCAGGGAGAAGGUGUUGGCGUACAAGGUGCAGCCGCGUCGUAAGGAGUCGCUCCUCACCUGUCUGUCCGACCUCUUCAACAGCAUCGCCACGCAGAAGAAGAAGGUCGGAGUCAUCCCGCCCAAGAAAUUCAUCUCGCGGCUGAGAAAAGAGAACGAGCUGUUUGACAACUACAUGCAGCAGGACGCCCACGAGUUCCUCAACUACCUCCUCAACACCAUCGCAGACCUGCUCCAGGAGGAGAAGAGCCAGGAGCGACAGCAGAAUGGGAAGCUGGUGCAGAACGGAGGGGGAGGAGGAGGAGGAGGAAGUACAGGUGGAGGGGGAGGAAGUGAGGGAGGAGGAGGAGGAGGAGGAGGUGAAGGUGACGGAGGAAAGGAGACGCAGCAGACGUGGGUCCACGAGAUCUUCCAGGGAACACUGACCAACGAGACGCGAUGUCUCAACUGUGAAGCUGUCAGCAGCAAAGACGAGGACUUCCUGGAUCUGUCCGUGGACGUGGAGCAGAACACGUCCAUCACGCACUGUCUGAGGGGCUUCAGCAACACGGAGACACUAUGUAGUGAAUACAAGUACUACUGUGAGCAGUGUCGCAGCAAACAGGAAGCACAGAAGAGGAUGCGGGUGAAGAAGCUCCCGAUGAUCCUCGCCCUCCACCUGAAGCGCUUUAAAUACAUGGACCAGCUGCACCGCUACACCAAACUGUCCUAUCGCGUCGUCUUCCCGCUGGAGCUCCGCCUCUUCAACACGUCCGGGGACGCCACCAACCCCGACCGCAUGUACGACCUGGUGGCCGUGGUCGUGCACUGUGGCAGCGGUCCCAACCGAGGACACUACAUCACCAUCGUCAAGAGCCACGGCUUCUGGCUGCUGUUUGAUGACGACAUCGUAGAGAAAAUCGACGCUCAGGCGAUCGAGGAGUUCUACGGCCUCACAUCGGACAUUUCCAAGAACUCUGAGUCAGGAUACAUCCUGUUCUACCAGUCCAGAGACUGAACCAGCCGCCACUCAAUCCCCCACAGACUGUCACUCAACAGAGGGGGAGGGGCUUACAGCUGCCGCCGGCUCCGCCCACAUAAGUAUCCAGGCUUUAUUCCCUGUAGGCGGAGAUUUGCACUGGAGCGCCCACUCGGAUCGGUCGAGACGUGCGCAGGUCGCAUGGCAGCCUCCUGGAUUACGACCGUUCAAAUCCUCUGAGCCCACACUGCAACGAGCACCUUGACCAAAACAAGAUGGCCGAUUCUGUAACGCCCGCUCUGCACUGUGGCAUCAGCUGGGGACGACGUGAGUAACGCCAAUCCAAGAGGCUGACAUCACCGUGUGCACGCCGGUCCAUCACGGAGGUAAACGCUGCAGGGACUGUGGUGGUGACGCAGAGGGACCAAUCAGGACGAGACACCCGAGGUUGCCAAUCCUCCUCGUCAUGGUUACCGUCGGUGUCAUCAUGUCUUCUUUUAGCGUGCGUGUGAUACUGAGCUCAAUUCGCUUUCCACAGUGACCAUGAAGCUUUUUCCUUCGCUUCACGCUAACACACACAUUCACCCACAAACAAACAUCGUGUCACAACAAAAAAAACCACGGACACGACCGUUUCCUCAUCGUGCAGCGUGAUCGUGUUCUCCGAGCGCAGCUGUUGCUAGUUUGCAGUGUUCAUGAAGCGGUGCUAACAACAUUUAGUGUUAAAACCAGCCGCCGGAGGCGUGUGGAGGCUUCUGACCAGUAACGUCUUUGACUGAAAAUUCAGGCUAGUUUUUCAUUUUGAAUUCAGAAAUACAAUUUAACAAGUUGGUGUAAUUUAACCGUUUAUAUUUUUAUUGAUUAUUUACAGGGUUUGUCCUAUUUUCAUCUUCACUUCCUGUUCCCAGAACUAAAACACGUGCGUUUCAUCACAAUUGUCGCUGCUGCAAUUAUCAAACCGACGACACUCACAAUUUAAUGCUAAGCUGUCGUGCUAGCUGUCGAUGCUAAAGAGAACCACAUGGGAAACAAUCCCGUCUCCUCCUCCUCUUUCCCAUUAACACAAUUUGAUUGGCGGCCGCAUAGAAAGUUGAGAUCUAAUCAACUUCUAGCGUACUUGCGACGCAAUGCACCCACAAUGCAUUGCAGUAGUGCAUGACGUUACCACAACCAGCUGUGUUUCGGUCCUGUGGUUCUAUAAACUUUAAAUCUGAGUUGAAAUCGUUAAACUCCAAAUAUCAACAUUUGGCAAAUGGUGAUAAAAGUAAAACAAAGGAUCCUUAAAGAUCCGGUUUGCUUUCAAAACACAGAAGAAGUGGAAGUAUUCGAGUUACCGGUGUGUCGUGUCAUAUUCGGGGCCACAAACCUCAAAGGAAGAGCGGUCAGCUGGUUAGUUAAACCCUUUGAACCCACAGUCCCUUUCUGCAGUUUGCUUUUUAACUUUCAAAUGUCCGAAUAAGCAGAUUUGUACCAUUUUUAAAGGCCCAAACACAAAGAGACAGAUCCUUUCCUCUCACUUCUGACAGACACUACAUGAAGCCCGUGAAUGUUCAGUGGUUCCCUUUUUUUUUUUUAAAGCUUUACUCAUCGACAGCGAACCCUUAACUCCUCCGUGCACGCACCUCGCUGCAAGCUGGCACCGUGCGUCAGCCGCCAAUCAGCCGCUGGCACAGCUCAGCUCUGGUUUGUGCAGCUGCAGCUCUGACAGCCGCUCGGAUCUUUUUACAUAACAUGUUUUUCCGUCGGUGGCGCUCGCGUGGAGCUCGCCCACAGUCGGUCCCUGACUCGGUAGAUGUGAUGAGACGGCCUCAUGCCUGCGAUUGUGGUUAAAAUGGCUUCCUCUGCUCGGUAUCGGAUCCAAUUCAGCACAAUGGAAACGAGUUGAGGAAGGUCACAGCUUCUGAUUCACCGCUGACUCAUCCUGCCGGUGGGUAAAUAUGAAAGACUGUGACUGAAGUGAAGCUUUUAUCAACCAGUCAGUUAUUGUUAAAACGGCUUCAUUCACGCGUAAAGUUUAGUUUGACUUCAGGAGAAACAGGAGACAUUUUAACCUUUUACUUUACUUUCUCGGUUUCGUCUUGUUCUUUGAAGUUUGUUUUACGUAAAAAAAAAUGUUCUGAUGCCAAUUUUCAAAGUACUGAUCCGAUACCAGUGCGUUUAACGAGGAUAAAAACGUGUUUAACGCACUUUAACAGCUGCGUGGAAGUGAUCAUUACCAUCCCUCCAAACUGAAGUCUUUUUUACUUUACAACUUUACAUGUUAGCUAACUGCGGCUAACGCAACACUAACGCAAAAUCACUUCUUCUUCUUCUUCUUCUUCUUUGCUCUAAAAUCAGUACCUGCUCGUGGCAGAACAGCACAACUGCUGCUUUUGAGUUUUGCGAAGAAGAAGAAGAAGAAGAAGAAGAAGAAGUGAUUUCUGUGGAAAUAAAAUUGCAGUUUUGACUGAAACUAACACUUUGAAGACGUGGUGUCGCACCAGUACGUAUAUUCACUGACUUGCUGUUGUUGGCAUCGGAACAUCUCUAGUUUUACACUGCUGAGCUCACGAGGCUCCACCCGACCGGGCUGUCCUGGUUUAACAAGCGAGCUCCCCCACCCCCUCCUCUGUCACGUAGCUGCAGCAGAUGGAAAGUGAAUGGAGACGCUCUCUCUGCAGCGUUUUAGCUUGUUUAUUUUCCACAGCGGCUGAGUGGCCGGGCAGUGGGUCAAGUAUUAUCUGAAUGUUCACAUGUACAGUAAAAUUAAACCAGGGCUGCCGCUGCUUGACCUGGAAAAACGCAGUUUGGGUUCGUCUCAAGACCCUCAAGUCGCUCUCUCUCCUUCUUAGGCAAGAAACCGAGUGAAUCCGUCGCCCUGAUCCUCUCUGGAGAGUUCGGAUCUACAUCGACAUCACGUCGCCUCGAUUUCCACGGAACUCUGACAGUUCAGUCACCGAGCAGCUUAUUUAAGGUCGUGACAGGAAGAAUGUUCAAAGUAGAAACUCACGGGACGACGGGCAACGUUUGUUCUGACCCAACAAGCCCCCGCGUUUAUUUUGGGUUCGAGGAAACAAACUAAAUUUAGUUCCUGUAGCAAACUACACGUGGGAAAAAAAGUUUCUGCCCAGGAGGAUGGAACUGUUUAGUGCUGUUAAAGUUCACCGACACACUACUUCACAAAUUAGGACAAUACUGGAUACCACCACUCGCAAUGUCCGGAUGAAAGGUGGACGAUUUUAUUAACGUUUAAAAUUAAAUUAAAGUUUUGUGGAAACAGCUUUUACUCUGCACCUGCCUCAUGUUUUUAUCUUUUAACUAAUCCUCUGGUCAGUUUGUAUUUUCACACAAUAAAACUACUUCAUAACUAGUUUAUAUCUAGUUUAGCGACUGAAAUGUUCCAGUUCCAUGCGUCGUAUGAAAGUCCUGGAUCAAAAUCUCCCUCAACUUAAAUCUGAGAGUUCGAAUCGCAGAAGGAGAGCAGGCGACUUCAGACGUCUCGUCCCCCAACUCUUCGCUCACUGGGUCAAGUUCAACACUAUUUUCCUUUUUUCCUGCGCUGCUAUUUUUCGUGAGACGUUUUUUGGGUUUGAUCUACUUUGUUCCUCAAUUUUCUUUUGGACGUCUGCAAAAUAAAGUUGAGUUUUAAACCUUUUUAAAAGGAAAGUUUCCUUCGCUCUCGUGAUGUAAAAGAACAGUAACAAGCACAAAAAGGCCUCAUUGGAGACGAAGUCCACAGAAUUCAGUCGGACGAGGAAAUAAAACCGUUCACGGAAGUCGUCAGCGCCCAAAACAGUAACGUGUUGGUUGAAAUGUUCGCUUUGUCGAAAAAACAAGGCUCUUUUUAUUUAAAUAUUAUUAAUAAUAUGAAUGUUUAUAUUAACUUCUUAUUUUCUUAGAUGUUUCUCUUGUUUUUGAUAUAUUGUACUAAUUUUAACAGUCUACCAUUCUUGCGUAGGCAGCUCCGGAUGUUUUGAGGAUUUAUUUUGUUUCCUGGACGUACGUGACGAGCGGCGUUGACGUGUACAUAAAUACAGAUGUUAUUAUUGGAAUAUAAUUAAUUGCUUGCUGGAAAUAAUCAACUGACCUAGAUGGAAAAUGUUAGUGGAUGUUUUUGUCUCUCCUUUUAAUUCUGGCGGUGAAUGAAUAUGUCUGGGGCUUAAUUAUGAUAAACGAUAAGCCCCACCCGUGUGGCAUCACGAGGAUACUAAAACAAACAGCCCCAGAUAAAACUGAUUGGUCACAGUAUUAUAACGAGAAAGAAGAAGAGACGUUUUAUAAGAAACUGACCGAAAACUGUCAAGUGAAUCACUGUGUUAAAGGAAAAAUCCACUUUAAUAUUAUACAGACUUGUAUUAUGAUUAGUUUGUUCAAUAAUUAAAAGAACUUAAAUUAGUUUAUAGCUGAUUUAUCAAUAGUUACAGCACAGACAUUCCAAAGAUUUGUUUAGAAACAGUAAAAUGUUUAGUCGGAGGUUAAUGACAAAUUUACUUGAAAUGUAAAAUGUCAAAGGGAUUUUUUAUCCAAAUGUUUGUCACAGUUUUUUUCAGCCUCAAAUGUUCAGUAUUCAAAUAUCUGGUUCAAUAACUUUCUUUGCAAAACUUUUCAUACAAAUAGAUUUUGUUAACGACAAUUCUACACAUUAGAAAUUCUAAAUGGUCGAGAAAAACUAUUGUUUCUCGUUAAAAAUAAGUUGUCAUCUGCAAAGAGAGAGAGAAUAUUUCAGUUUUCUCUUGAAUAAAAACAAAAAAUGACAUAAGGGGGAAGUAAAUAUGAGAUGGUUGUAGAAAGGCAUGAUGGGAAAUGUAGUAAAUUGCUCCCUGACGUAGAAACACCAACAUUUAGCCACAAAGUCAUUGAUUUAAAAAAGCCCAGAUGGAUUUUUCCUUUAACAGUUGAACUUUGUUUCCUCUGAAAUGUCUGGACUUCACAUCACUUCCUCUUUUAAAGACGAGAAUGUAAAUGUUUGAAUCGUUGGCUGGUUUCUGAUGGCGUCCAAACUGUUUGAAAUAAAACACAAACUGGUUUUAAA